This is a messenger RNA of Sceloporus undulatus (fence lizard), 4329 nucleotides long. RefSeq names its product progestin and adipoQ receptor family member 3 (gene PAQR3). Bases 853 to 1815 code for a protein of 320 amino acids. The record is from RefSeq and is a predicted model, not a curated record. Lineage: Eukaryota; Metazoa; Chordata; Lepidosauria; Squamata; Phrynosomatidae. Gene Ontology annotation, cellular component: membrane. The transcript has 6 exons. Gene Ontology annotation, molecular function: signaling receptor activity.
GGGCUGAUGGGAGUUGCAGUCCAAUAACAUCAUGAGGGCUGCACCUUGCCCUCCCUUGUCCUGUGUAUUUCCCUCCUUAUAAAUGUAGCUGUAACUUUAACAAUCAAACAAAACAUACAUACACCUUUGUCUUGCAUUGCCCAGCAGCUCUGUUAUGUACAAGUUUACCUAUGGGAUUCAAAUGAGAUGCAACUUCUUUGUGAUAGUAAUCAAGACAUUAAUAAUUCUUAGCAGUUCUAUAGAGAAUUAUUAUUAUUAUUAUUAUUAUUAUUAUUAUUAUUAAAAAGUGUUCAGAACAGUUUAUGUUGGUGGGAACAGGAUUGCUGCCUUAUGACCAGUUUAUCCAGUCAAGUGCAUAUGUCAGUAAAUUCUAGGUGUUUUGAUAACUGGUUGUUGGAAGAGUUGUGUUAGUUUGAAUAACCAAAAAUGUUCCUGAUACCUAAUAUGUUGUGCAGCAUGAUCUUUAGCUUUUUGUUUAAGAUACAGUGUACCUUUGCUCUCUCCAAAAAAAAAAAAAAAGGAGCAUAAGGAAUCUAGUGUUUCAAUCUGCAGAGUUAAAAGUUUAUUUAUUUAAAUUUAGUUUGCUUUAAGAACUGCUAAUAAUGAUCUUUUUUAGGUUUUUUGUCUUGGUAAGAAACACCUCUUUCACUGAUUCACUUGCAAGAUCUCUGUGUAUUGUGAGAGGUGGGUGAAAGGUAGAACUGGAUGUCUUGCAGAACAGUAUUAAGCCAUUUGGUGUCUUUUUGUGUUUGUUUGUUUACAGAUAAGUGACUUCAGAAGCCAGAUGCCUUGAAUAUUAUUCCAUAUUUUUUUUUUACUGUUGCCUUGGUUGAAGACUGAAACACUACUGAAAUGCAUCAGAAACUUCUGAAGAGUGCUCAUUACAUUGAGCUGGGGAGCUAUCAGUACUGGCCUGUUUUGGUGCCUCGAGGAAUUCGGCUAUACACUUACGAACAGAUCCCAGUAUUUCUUAAGGACAAUCCUUACAUCACAGAUGGCUACAGAGCCUACUUGCCUUCCAGGCUGUGCAUAAAAAGCCUGUUCAUUUUAUCCAAUGAGACAGUCAACAUCUGGAGUCACUUACUUGGCUUCUUCCUCUUCUUCACUUUGGGCAUAUAUGACAUGACUUCUGUAUUGCCUUUGGCAAGUGCCUCCAGAGAAGAUUUUGUGAUUUGUUCUGUUUGUCUCUUCUGCUUUCAAGUCUGUAUGCUUUGCUCAGUAGGGUAUCACCUCUUCUGUUGUCAUCGCUCAGAGAAGACAAGUCGACGAUGGAUGGCACUGGAUUAUGCAGGAAUUUCUAUUGGUAUCCUGGGCUGUUAUGUGUCUGGAGUCUUUUACGCAUUUUAUUGCAAUAAUUACUGGCGUCAAGUGUACUUGAUCACUGUCCUCGCCAUGAUAUUGGCAGUAUUCUUUGCUCAGAUCCACCCAAGUUACCUCACUCAGCAGUGGCAAAGGCUACGCUCAGUCAUCUUCUGCUCUGUAUCAGGCUAUGGCAUCAUUCCUACCAUCCAUUGGAUUUGUCUCAAUGGAGGUGUCACUGCAUCUAUUGUACAGGAAUUUGCCCCCCGUGUGAUUGUGAUGUACUUGAUAGCCACAGUAGCAUUUCUCUUCUACAUUUCCAAAGUCCCAGAAAGAUAUUUUCCAGAAUUUUGUCCAUGCACCGAAGUUGUGACAAUGAAUGUGUUGAUCACACACAGUGUGCAGCCUAAAGUGGCUGAUCCUAUGAAUCUUCUCUCCAUUAUGGAUGGUAUGCUAAUAGACAUUCCCGAGCCAGUUGAACAGCCAAAUAACUUUCUGUUCAAAUGCGGACAGUGAAGUAAUUCAUGUCACCCUGUAUCGGGGUAAUAGAGCUGGAACUUAUAGAUAUGUACAUGGAGCACUUUUAUUCAAGCUACUGAUACACUGAGUUUGGCCUGAGCAUGGUCAUAUUCUAAUAAGCUGAGGAAAUGUUCUCUAAAAUGCAUGCAUAUGAAAUUCCUCUGAUGAAUUUUAAUUCUGGAACCUCACCUUGGAAUGUGAAAAAUCCAUGUUGUCUGCUGUAUCUUUUUAAUGUGUUCUGUGUCCAUAUACUAACGUUUGCUCUUGUAAAACUGAAUGGAUUUUUAUUUGAUGUUCUCUCUACUUCCCUGAGUAUCUGCUGUGGUUUUCUUCAGUGGUAACUCAACAAGUUAAUCAUAUCUUGGAAAGAGAAGUUGGACUCCACCAGAAAUUUUAGAUUGCAAGUUGUUCUAACAAGUCUUUCAUCAAUAAGCCAGAAGUUUGUAGCUGAAGUAUACACUCCCAAAUUACCAUAAACUUGCACUGAAUCCCACUUUCAAAUAGAUAAUGAACAUUUCAUCUACUAGUAUCCUACACAAGCCACAUUCUGUUAUUUUUUGCAGGAUGGCACUUACCUGCUGCCAAGUGCCUGAGCAGUUAUUCCCCGCCUUAUUCUUUCUGAAGCUAGGGGGAGACAUGGCAGUAGACCACUGCCUAUGGGGAGAGGAGUUCAUUUAUUUUGCAACAGUUUGGGGUUUGGCUAGUGAAUUGGCCACCUCCAUUUUGAGGUUCCAGCUGCCACUUCUCUGCAAACUGAUGGUGAGCGAUUUAUAGAAGCAGGUAGAGGAAGAGGUAUCUAAACUAGUACCCUUCCCUCAGCUUGUUAAACACUAGUAUAAAACUGUGGAAUGAGGAAGGCAAGUAUGGUAAGGGGCAAGCCCUAAAUAGCAACUGAUAAAAUCUAUGAAAUUAGGGGAGGUCAUAUUUUUUCAUGUUGAGAUGCAUUUCCUCAGGGAUAACCUCAGAGGUCCUGUGCUGGUAGCAAGUAAGGCCCAUGCCAAAAAUAUGGGACUUCACACCCUUUCCACUCCAUCUAGCAGAUUGUUAAGGGAAGGACAAAUUGCUUGUGCAGAAUUUUUGAAUCUAGAUUGAGGGCUGUAUCAGAUCUCACUUUCCCACAUGUCUUAAAAAAUAAGUGUUCCUCUUCCUAUUUCAGUUCAGUACUGUUUUGCCAUGGAAAAACAGGGUUUCAGGAAGCAAGAAAUGUAGUCUUCAGACCUUAAUAUGGCCAUAGUUCAGGAUGUGGGGUCAUGCUUGCCUUUCAACAUGUUUUUGAUUUAUAGAGUAUUAGUGGCCUGUUUUUUUCUGUUGAACAGCUAUUUGAUCUUGCUUUUUUAAUAUUUCUAAACAGGAAAAUAGGUCCUAGGAUAUUGGAGUAGCAGCUUAUCAGCUGGUUGGAAAAACCUCUUUCUAACCACAGGUUAGUAUACUACAGCACCAGGACUUGCCUGUAGAACCAACAACCUCCUUGUCGUGUAGCAGUUAAGGUUUUUUUUAACAGCCUCCAUUGGCACCAGUUGAUUUUUUGAAAGGCUUAACUGCAUCAUGGGUGUGAUCCAAGUGGCACUGGGCUUUUUUUAAAAAAAGCAUAACCUCCUGUUCCCCACGUGCCACAACCACCACUCCAUGCACCAACGGGAAUUUUGACAAAGCCUUAUUCUGCUAGCGGUGGGAGAAUGGCACUUAGGCAAGAACAAGAAUUAGAGAAUGGUGUUAGAAGAGAGUGCACCCACCCUAACAAUUUUUACUAGAGGGGAAAACAUCCCCAUCUUCAGAAGAUGUAGCUACAGGAGCAAGCCUCUAUAUUGUACCUAUAAUAUAAAACAGUCUUUGGUUUAAGUAUUUAUGCAUUCAAACCUCCAUUCACACUGAAACCUCUGCACAUGAUGUUAAGAAAAUCCAGUCUUCAACCCAUCUCCCAUGCCUUUUGUAUUUUAAACAGGAACAGAAAAUUAUCGAUGUCCAAAUUUAAAAAAAAAAAUUGGCUGAUUCAUUAUGAAGAGUGUUGACCUAGAAGCCUAUUUGGCUAAAAGUUUGUAAAUUACUGUGUGAGAAGAUCAGAACCAGAGUUCUCCAUGAGCGAGUAUAACUGGAAGUACGAAAGUCCUCUUAGCACUUGGCUGGCUCCAGGCAUGAACUAGGUAUUUUCUCUCUCAAGCCCAUGAAAGAUUUUUCUCUCUCACUGCCUUUUAGAACAGUGUUUGCAUUGUAACUACUGAUCCCUUAUUCAGGUGCAGUUAACACUGAGUAGUAGAUGAUUUAAUAGUUUCCUUUUAAAUUGUGGUCACUUCUCUCCUAGUCCCUCUUCCUUAGCAUGUUAAUGUCAGUAUUACAAGCAAUGUCCCCCUUUUGUGUACUGUAAAUGUGCUUUAUUGAGCAAACCAAGGCCCGUUAUAGACGGGCUAAAAAGUACACGCAGAGCACGUACUAGGGUUAAGACGGGGCGGUGCUUCUGCACUGUCCUAACCCUAGUGCGCGCUGUGCGCGCACAAAAUGACGACAGCCAUUCCA